Molecule: messenger RNA, 5819 nt
Organism: Zootermopsis nevadensis
Lineage: Eukaryota; Metazoa; Arthropoda; Insecta; Blattodea; Termopsidae
Gene: inaE
Product: inactivation no afterpotential E
Biological process (GO): diacylglycerol catabolic process; arachidonate metabolic process
Cellular component (GO): cytoplasm; dendrite membrane; postsynaptic membrane
Molecular function (GO): lipoprotein lipase activity
Source: RefSeq, a predicted model, not a curated record
AUGUGCAAACGGCUGACAUCGCAGAAUGGAAGAGGGUUGGGGGACAGGAGAGAGUGGUAAUAGUUCAGGAGCUAGUCAGUUCCUUAUGGGCUAGCGAAGAGGCCGGUGGUGUUCCUUAUUUCGAUUAGCCAACACAAGGUUCUUGUCAAUUUUCUUUCUUAAAUCGGACUACUUGCUUCUAUGUUUCACCGUAAACAUAUGAACUGUCUAGUGAAGGGCGAUGUAUGAAACCAUAACACGACGGGAUAUUUUUAUCAAAUCAAUUGUUUUAAAGGACCGAAAAAUGGACUUGCUUUCAGAAAAGAAACUUUAAUAGUUUCUACGUGUAUUUUGAUAUUUUAUACUAAUCUGUCUUUAUAAAGCAUCGGCCUGUUUCCAGAACGAGAGAAUUAGGUUGUUAAUCACAGUCUAUACAUUUUGUGUACUGUAAUCUCAUUAGUUACAUUUUGAACAGAAAGUUGAGUAUAAGAAUAUUUUUGUACAGUGCUAGGAGGGGAAAGUGUCUGUGAUGCUUCUGCCGAAGUGAUGUAAUUUGCUGGUUUGUUAUGAAGUAAUAGUCGCUUUCGAAAUAUUAACAGUAAUUUCGAGCUUGUUAUGUCAGCUACAUAUUAGAUAUGGGACAGCAGUAAAAAUGAAAAUUGUUUUAUGAAACAGCAAGUGAAGUUGAUACUGAACAUGGCUCAAAGAAGGACAUAUUCGCCAGUCUAGGUCUUCAACUAGCCACGGAAGCAGUGAUUAGCUGUCACCAUGCCAGGCAUUGUCGUGUUCAAGAGGCGGUGGAGUGUCGGAAGUGAUGACCUUGUGGUACCAGGUGUUUUUCUCUUCGUUCUCCAUCUAAUAUGGAUUGUUGUGCUGUGUGUGAUGCUGGGUAUUGUGGAAUUCGAUCGGUCUGUGAGAUGUGUAUCCCUCCUGUGGGAGCACAUGGUAGGGUACCUAGCUAUUCUUACCAGCUCCCUGCUGGUUGAGUUCUUCAUCUCUGUGGUUGCCAUGCGAGGCAGCAUCCUGGAUACUGAAGCGAGGGCACCCAUGCAGUACCUCCUCUACAUACGUCUUGGAAUCAUGUUAAUGGAGAUUGUGUGGCUGGUGUUGGGAGUCACGUGGCUCACAUAUCACUACAAUGACUGCCCUGUUGAAGGAGCCAAAGAAGCAAUUCUGGGAAUUGUGAUAUGCAACUGGUGUGUGUUGCUGAGCAUCGUCAUCACUGUUUGGUGCACAUUUGAUGCAGCAGGGCGUUCAUGGGUCAAAAUGAAAAAGUACCAACGUAGCAUGCGGGAAUCUGAAUCCAGGUUCCAGUAUAAAAGAUCAGGCACUAGGCACCGCAACUGGAGACAGAGAAAGGUGAUUCGUGCUUAUCAAGACAGUUGGGAUCACAGAUGUCGUAUACUAUUCUGCUGCAUGAGAAAUUCUGAUAGGAAUAGAAAUUCAUUUACAGACAUUGCACGACUUCUAUCUGACUUCUUUCGGGACCUAGAUGUUGUUCCAUCAGAUGUCGUAGCAGGAUUGGUUCUACUGCGCAAAUUCCAGAAGAUUGAGAGGGAAGCCAUAGUAAAGCAGCGCAAGAAUGACACUUAUGAGUACCUGUCAGGAGUUGCAGUAACAUCUCAGACUCAAUUCCUAGCUCUGAAUGAUCCAGAGCAUUUUGAGCACUUCCAAACUGUGAUCCAUUAUAUGCACUUUGCUCUGGGAGCAUAUGGGUGGCCCAUGUUCCUCAUGACCCACAGUGGCACUGGUGUUUGUCAGUUGUGCACUCGGCUCAGAUGUUGCUGUUUCCCUUGUAUGGGUAUGAAUGAUGGUGCAACAGUUGUGUCAGAUAAUUGCUGCCAAUGUAACUAUGCAGCACUGCGCCGGAUGGUUGAGAUUGGUGAAGUGGAAGUGAUCUAUGCAACGUACCAUGUGGAUGUGGGCGAGACUCCGUUCUUUGUAGCUGUUGAUUUCACUCGGCACAAAAUUGUAAUCAGCAUUCGAGGCACACUGUCCAUGAAGGAUGUAAUUACUGACCUGAAUGCAGAAGGAGAGCCAUUGCCUUUGAACCCACCAAGAGAAGACUGGUUAGGUCACAAGGGUAUGGUUCAGGCAGCCGAGUACAUCCGAGAUAAAUUGGAAGAGGAGGCAAUACUGGCACGUGCAUUCAGCCAUAAUGAAGAGCGGGGGACACGGGACUUUGAGCUGGUCCUGGUGGGUCACUCGCUUGGUGCUGGUACAGCUUCCAUUCUUGCAAUUCUCCUGCGGCAAGACUACCCCACAUUGCAGUGUUUUGCAUAUUCACCGCCGGGGGGAUCUCUGAGCAUGCCAGCUGUGGAAUACACCAAGUCCUUCAUAACUUCAGUGGUUGUUGGGAAGGAUGUGGUUCCACGCAUUGGAUUGCAUCAGCUAGAAUCCUUAAGGGCUGACCUCAUUAACACCAUCAAGAGAAGCAAAGACCCCAAGUGGAAGACGAUAGUCUGUAGUGUCAUAUGCUGUGGUUGUGCAUCGCUACCAACUUCAGCUGCUGAGUUAAAGGCUGAGGACAGUCAGAUGACUGAGUACCUGAAAGCAAAAGGAGUAGCACGUGAAGUGGCUGUUCACCCCUCUGAUUCCAGUAUUGCACUCACACUCCAUCAGCCGCUGUACCCACCAGGCCGCAUCAUACACAUAGUACGACACCACCCCACAAAGGGAGAGCAGAAAUACGAGAAAAGAUGGAGGCAAGUGUUAAACAAGCAUGAACCUGUGUACCAGGCAGUAUGGGCAAACAACACAGAUUUUGAUGAGGUUCUUAUCUCACCAGUCAUGAUCCAGGACCACAUGCCUGACAACGUCCUCAAUGCACUUAACAAGGUUAUAACAACUAUUGGUCCUGCCAAGCCUCAGCGUGCUGUGUCAUCCUUCAACAUUAAUUCUGCAGUCACAUCAGCAGAGCAUCUGGAUUCAGAACACUGCCACUUGUUAGCAACAAACUACACUGCCACCAAAGGUACAGCUGUGCCUGGAUCUCCAAAAGCAGCCACUCCACCCCACAAAUUGUGUCUUGAAACAAGCUUCACAUCACUGCAGAGUCCAUCUUCUGAUAUUCAUCAGAACCACAGUCUCAACUCUUCCACCUGCAGUCAAAAUGUGUAUAGUACUCUGGAUGCAGCUAAUGGACGUGCUCUAGCGAAGACCUUUAAUAAUGGACACCCUAAUAUCACUUCACCAUUUGCACUCCAUCCAGUCCUCUCAUGGGAGUAUGCAUCCCUUUUGGAGGAGCAGCUCCUACAAAGCUUCCAUAACUGCAGCAAUGUUGGUAGUAGUGGUGUUAAUGGUGGUCCUUAUUCUUCCAACAGUGGACGAGUGACAGACUCACUGAAGACAGUGAAAGUUGAUUUGAUUCAUGAUGACUGGUUUGGCCUAGCUCCACUAGCAACCCCAGAGUCUCUUUCAGAAGUGUCUAGCAUUAGCUCCCGAACUAGUAGUCUGAUGCUCAACAUUGACAGAACACUCAAAGAUAUGUUCGGACACCAUAGGGGGUGCAUGAAUGCUUACGUAGGCUCUAGGCUAGUAGAUAGUGGCGGAGGAACUAGUUCAUCUCCAUUACCAGUACAUGCAGAACUUGGAAGUUCAGUCGGCGUUUCAUACUUGAACUCAAAAUCUCCGAAGUUCUUAAGAACAUCGAAUGGCAUAAGUGGUUUAGUAAAUAUAAAUUCUAGAGUCCGAAAGCCAUUAUUUGAUGCUGCAAGCAGAAGAUUGACAAAUUCAUCAUCUGGGGAUGAGGACCUUAGUUUUGAAUCUGCUCAGCAACAUAUUUCAAGUGAUGAUGAAAAAUCAACUCCUGAUAACUGUAACAACUCAAAUAGUGAAGUGUUUGUUAGUGUUAAAGGCACUCCAUUCUCAUCUGCAGACUCGGUUACUGUCAGCGUUGAUGUUCACCACGAUGAGAAUCCCCACUCUCAGGUUAAAGCCGCUUGUUCUCGUCCCUCCCAGCCGCUGCAUUGUAGUUCCAUUACAUUCCUGCAGCCCGCUUCUCUAAGUAGUGUACUUUCUCCAGCAGACAACUCAAUGGUAAUCAUCAGUUCAUCCCCAAAGCAAGUGAAAUUUCUCAGUCCACAAAAUUCCCUCAGUGAUGAGUCAGCAGGGGAUGCAUCAGAAAGUCCAAGCUGCCAGCAGGAUGCCAUGUUUGUUGUAACUGAGCAAGCUGUUGUUGAUGAUGGUAGGAAAGUUAUGGUGCAAAACAAUGACUCUACAUCAAGCUUGGAAGGUAUGAUGGUCUUGCAUCUUGGCAGGUCAUCCAACCAUGUUCCUUCUGAAGAUGAUUACAAACACAAACCAACCAGAGAAAUGCUGCUUGCAGACAUCAGGCACAAUCUGGCAGUAGGUGGUUCCAAAGAGGACAGACAAAGAGAUAAAGAAAUCCUUAAUAAGAACAUUAUGUAUUUUGGGAGCAGUAUUAGUGCACUUAAACCAAACUUUUCUUCUGCUGAUACAAGUCCAGUUACAGAUGACAACAGUUUCUGCAGCAGUAGUACUGGCAAUAACAAUAUAAGAGAUUUCCAGCUGUGCGUUACCAACUCUGAGAAUUCUGUAUUUAAGAAGCAGAAUGGUGACAUUGUGUCUUCAUCAAGAGAAGAAGAUCAAGUGUUGCGACAUACAAAGGACCAAAAUACAGUGUUGUGUUCAUCUGGUGUGGAGACUGGUCUGAUAGCUUCUAAAAGAAACCUGUCGGGGCAUGAAACAAGCAUGGCUCACCUCCAGGCCAUGGAGUCUUUGCCUCUGUUGUCAAAUAUUGGAGAGGUUCAUGACAAGGCAGUUAAUGCUCAGAAAAAGUAUACGUACCCUAUCACCUCACUGGGUAAAGGAGAAAGCAGUGUGUAAGCCUGAUAUAAACUGUUUGUCUGUAAAUUAUGUCAUAAAGAGUAAGAUUAAAAUUAAAAAUGUAAAUUUGAAAAUAUGAAAAUGAUGAACUAUUGUCAGGUGUACUACAUAUACACACACCCCUGAAUAAGUUGAAGAAGUACUUGCUCCAUUGUGGAUUAGAGACCUUCAGGUUCUUAUCAUGGUUGCUACAUAACUGAAGGGCUUGUGCAUCAAUUGAUAUUUGACUCUUGUAAUUCCCUUUUGCUGUAGAUCUUAAACUUCAUUGCCGUCAUGAUAAAGGUCCACUAUUGAGCAAGCUGAUUUCAGUUCACAUCAUAAUAGCCAAUUUCCCUAAGUUAAAUUUUAAUAGUAUCUAUAUCUUAGUUUCCUAUAGACUAUCAUUGUGAUUCAAAAAUAUGAAAUUAUUUGAUGAUGAAGUGAUGGUUUGUAUGUCCUGGGAUUUCAGACAUCAACAUGAUUAUCCACUUCUCUGCCAUUAAUAAAAUCCCACUAUUUGAAUAAGAAUUGCUAACUGUACACAGACAUUUUGACAUAAUUAUUAAUUUAAACAGCACCAGUUGUUAACAGAAAAUAACUACAUAAACAUUUUAAAUAACAAUUUAUAUUUUACUUUAACUAUGAAUAAGUAAGGAAUUGUCAUCAGAGAGGAGAAUAUUGUUGAAACAAAUAAAACAGGAUGAAGUUUUGAGUGUCUGAGAUAGUACAUCAAGAAGCAAAUGGAACUAAAAUGUAAAUUAACAUACAUCAAAAUUAAAUGUGUGCAUGAGCAGGAAUUUUGUAUAGAAUUGUUUUGUGCUUGGCAUCAAAAUUCCGAAAUACGGGAUAAUUAUGCCUUUUGCCAAAGGCAUUAAUGAUAUAUCUAUGGUUUAUUCUUGGUUCCAUUUUGUGGUGCCUAUCAGGGCCGGACCUUGACCAUAUGAGUGAGGCCCUAAACUAUGUCAGUUUUAUGAGGCCAAAAAAAUUUGAAAUAAAAAAUGUUAUAUAUGCUG